This is a messenger RNA of Aspergillus thermomutatus, 738 nucleotides long. RefSeq lists its product as uncharacterized. NCBI's taxonomy places the organism in Eukaryota, Fungi, Ascomycota, Eurotiomycetes, Eurotiales, Aspergillaceae. The transcript has 2 exons. The record is from RefSeq and is a predicted model, not a curated record. The annotation marks the transcript as partial.
GGCGAUCUCACCCUCCACUACCUGCGGUGGCUCCGGGCCGCUUCCAGCGGCGGUAAAGAGGUGAUUCUCGAACUGGCCUUCUGGAUGGGCCCAACCCUGGGCGUGGCCGAUAGCACCGUCCGGACCAACUACGGAGAUCGCAGCCACACGGCAGCCACGGACCGGUGGAUCGUCAUGCACAUGCAUAUCCCGCUCGACGGGGCUACAUUCAUGGGAGGCAACAACGUCCUGUACGUGGGGGUCCGGAACAUGGGCAUUUACCACAGCCAGGGCGUCUACCUCCCCGCAGCGGUCACCCGGGGAUUCAGGCAGGGGUAUCGGGCUGAAUUCCGGUAUUCAAGCUCCUACGCGGAAGGGGAAUAUAACAGGGGCUCUCUGCGAGACUACAAUUCCCGGACUGAUACCAUUGCUUGUCCCCGAUCGCGCCGUGGCAAUUCAUCGCGGCGGUGGUAUGUUGGUCAGAAUCGGGACAGUUCGGUUCCUGGGUCGGCCAAUGCGAAUGCGGAUUAUGGCCAGUUGCUGAAUGACUUUGGUGCAUGGCUCCACGACCAGGGUACCUUCUCCGUGGACAAUCUGGCGUACCUCUGGCCAUCGCUGCGAACCAUCAGAAUUGACAACGGCUUUACUGCAAACAUCAAUGCGCGCGACAGGUUGGACCCUGAGGAUGGCGCGUUUGAUCAGAAUUGGCGGCCAGAUGGAGAUGCACCGACGGAUCCAUGGUUCUAUCGUAAUAUUUGA